AGUUGUUUCAAAUCUAACAAUCAUGAAACAGAAUAGUAAUGUUGUAUCUUGGAGCUGUAAAGAAGUUGAAAAGUGGUUGAAAGAUAAUGGUUUUGAAAGUUAUGUCCCUUUGCUCUGUGAUCAGCAUGAAUUUGAUGGUAUUGCCUUAUUAACUUUAACAGAAGAUGACUUGAAGAAGCCACCUCUCAACAUUCAAGUAUUAGGACAUGUUAAAAAACUAUCUUUAAAACUUGGCCUGCUGAGGAAACAAAAUUCUAGAGUUUUACAAUCUCUAGGUAUUGAAAAUAUUGAUCAAAUGAUACAGAAUAAUCACAGGAAAACACUGAACUCAAUUAGUUCUAAUGCUUCUAACUCUGAAGACAGCGAUGACUCUUUAAUUGAUAAAAGAAGACCACAGAGCAAAAUGCGAUCUAAGAAGCUGGACCCUGAAAUAUGGAAAACUGCAUUAAGCUUUAUUUAUGUCUUCUGUGUCUUUCUGUUAACGUCAUUUGUAAUGGUUAUAGUUCACGACCGUGUGCCUGAUAUGCAGAAAUUCCCUCCACUGCCAGAUUUAUUCCUAGAUAAUAUGCCAUAUGUACCAUGGGCUUUUAAAGUUUGUGAGUUAGUUGGUCUGAUAUUAGGUGGUUGUUGGUUUACCCUGCUUUUCUUCCACAAACAUAGAUUUAUUAUAAUGAGAAGAUUUUUUUCCCUGGCUGGAACUGUAUUUUUAUUAAGAUCAUUUACAAUGUUAAUAACAUCCAUGUCAGUACCAGGUGUUCACUUACAAUGUUCUGGAAAGAGAUAUGGUGAUAUAUGGACUAAGCUUCAAAGAACAUUUGAAAUUUGGAAAGGUUUAGGAAUGACGUUACAGGGUGUCAGAACGUGUGGUGAUUACAUGUUUAGUGGACAUACUGUUAUAUUAACUUUGUUAAAUUUUUUCAUUACUGAAUAUUCUUCCAAGACCAGAAUGUAUUAUCUCCACAUGGUAACAUGGGUACUUAAUUUAUUUGGUAUAUUUUUUAUAUUAGCAGCUCAUGAGCAUUAUUCAAUUGACGUUUUUGUAGCCUUUUAUCUUACUUCCCGACUUUUUAUGUAUUAUCAUACUCUAGCAAAUAAUCGCUCUUUAAUGCAACGAGAUGCCAAAAGAACAAGAAUAUGGUUUCCUUUAUUUGCCUUUUUUGAAUCAAAAUGUGAUGGUGUAGUGCCUAAUGAAUUUGAAUGGCCUUUGCCAUCAUGGCUCUGCUCAUUUUUAUGUUGAUACUAAUGUCUGUUUGCCUGUCUAGUCGUAAACUCUCUAUAAUUUUGUUCCCAGUUUCGUUCAGAGUUUUAUGUUAUGUUUAUGUUAUGUUAUGAUUUGAGUGCAUUCUGCCAAUAUGGUAGAACUUACAAUCUUUAGUUUAUUAUUAUGAAUGGAUAUGAAAGCCAAUUUAGUUUAAUUUGUUAUUCAGUAUGGGUGCUAAUGUUCUUAUAAAUACCCUUUUCUUUUUUACUAAAAGUUUAGUUUUGAUAUCUGUCAAUUUGUCUAAAUGUUCAAAUGUCUUUAGAAUCUACAGCUGAAAAUGCUGUUGUAUUUAUUUUUUUAUUUUUGAAAAUAUAUUAGUUUACAGCCACUAUCA
Molecule: messenger RNA, 1595 nt
Organism: Lottia gigantea (owl limpet)
Lineage: Eukaryota; Metazoa; Mollusca; Gastropoda; Lottiidae
Exons: 5
Coding region: 23-1237 (404 amino acids)
Biological process (GO): ceramide biosynthetic process
Cellular component (GO): Golgi membrane; endoplasmic reticulum membrane
Molecular function (GO): sphingomyelin synthase activity; ceramide cholinephosphotransferase activity; protein binding
Source: RefSeq, a predicted model, not a curated record